UACACUACGCUUAGGCAUCUAAUGUAAUGUAAUGCAUCAAAUAUGGACGAACUGUAAACAGCUGAAGGUCUGAUUGGGGUCGUAUUACGUAUUUUUAUUAUUACUAAAAUGUCGUUGGUUUGUUUUCCCCGAAUUUUGCAGUUUGAGGGGAAACUGCCUGGACUUAUCUCCUGCCUACCGAAAGUAGUUAAAGUACAGUCUGCAAAUAUCGUUAGUAAAGAAUUUAAAGAUCCCAAUGUUAAGAAGCCUGCUCCUUGGCCAUACCAGCAGAGGUUAUUUAACUUGUUCCAUUGGUAUAUUGAUGGCACAAAGAAGCGCUUCGAUGAAAAUUCUAAGAUAAUUGUUGUGGAUGGAAAUAUAGGAGCAGGAAAAUCGAAUUUUGCAAAGCAGUUGGCGGAUGCAUUCGAUAUGCUCUACCUACCCGAGCCAACUAUGGAGAAUUACUUUGUAUCACCUUAUGGAUAUGAUAUGCGCAAAAUAGACGAUAUUUUACCACCUUCAUAUAAGUGUUGUGACAUCAAAACAUUUUAUUCAAAUCCACAUCACCAAAACGUCGGAAAAUUUCAGUUCAGAAUGAUGUCUUUGCGAAUAAAUCAAUACGUUGACGCUCUAGCACAUCUUCUAAACACAGGGCAAGGAGUCGUUUUGGAACGCAGUACAUACAGUGAAUUUGUAUUCGUAGAAACUAUGCAUAAGUUUGGCUACUUGAGUAGCCCAGCGAAGCAGCUGUACUAUGAUUGUCACAAUAAUGCAGUAGAAGAACUGUGGAGGCCUCACCUUGUUAUCUACCUUGACAUCUCGCCCGAAGUUGCCCUGGAAAGGAUCAAAAAACGAAAUGAUCCAGCUGAAGUUAAUUCUAAAGUAUUAACUAAAGAAUAUCUGGAAACUAUUGAGCACUUCUACAAGCAAAAAUUUCUGAAAGAUAUAGAGACUCAUGCGGAACUUCUUAUUUAUGAUUGGAACAAUUAUGGAGAUGUUGAAGUGGUAGUAGAAGAUAUCGAAAGAAUAGACUUUGAUCGUUUCACUAUUUAUGAUGAUAAACUUAAAGAUUGGAAAUAUGAUGACGAUUGGAUUUUGGGGUGGUAUCGAAGGCAAUUCACAACCCUUAAGCGAAGAAUUCUGGAUUAUGCAUGUAUUUAUCGACCUAAAGUGAAAGAACUGUUUCAUCCUGGAGAAGAAGUUUUGGAAUUUCAUGAAAUUCUAAAAAAGAUACCUGGAGAAAGGUAUGCUAACGGUUUCAAUCCUGCAGCUGGAGAUAAUGUAUGGUUUAAAACAGUUCAUGAAAAAGGCAAAAGAUUCUAUGCUGGUCCAGCCAGGUGGCAUAGAUCGUAUUAAGUUCUAGAGGAUUUUGAUCCUUUUCAUUGUAAUUUUACAGAGCAAGCAAGAACAUGUAUUAAUAAAAGGCUAUACAAUUGCUU
This is a messenger RNA of Uloborus diversus, 1418 nucleotides long. It is a transcript of the gene ND-42, whose product is annotated as NADH dehydrogenase [ubiquinone] 1 alpha subcomplex subunit 10, mitochondrial-like. Bases 109 to 1335 code for a protein of 408 amino acids. NCBI's taxonomy places the organism in Eukaryota, Metazoa, Arthropoda, Arachnida, Araneae, Uloboridae. Gene Ontology annotation, cellular component: cytoplasm. The transcript has 8 exons. Gene Ontology annotation, biological process: mitochondrial electron transport, NADH to ubiquinone. The record is from RefSeq and is a predicted model, not a curated record.